Molecule: messenger RNA, 1171 nt
Organism: Folsomia candida
Lineage: Eukaryota; Metazoa; Arthropoda; Collembola; Entomobryomorpha; Isotomidae
Product: ervatamin-B
Exons: 8
Coding region: 45-1061 (338 amino acids)
Cellular component (GO): lysosome
Molecular function (GO): cysteine-type endopeptidase activity
Source: RefSeq, a predicted model, not a curated record
AAUGUUCCUCAUUAAAAAAGCUUACCAGCGCAAUUCACUCAAGAAUGGCAAGACUCAGCGUUUUAACACUUUUCCUCGUGGUGGCUGUUUUCUCGGCAAUCUCACUUGCAGAUAAACCCGACUGGGUGGCUUUUAAGAAACAACAUAAAAAGGAGUAUAAGUCCGCCGAAAAAGAAGCAAAAGCAAAGGCAAAGUUCGACAAGAAUGCGGCCCGUGUGGAUGAACAUAACAAAAAAUUCGAAAGAGGAGAAGUCCAAUACAAUAUUGCAAUCAAUGAAUUUGCGGACCAAGAUGCUGCCGAGUUCCAUCAAACUCACCACGGUCUAAGACCAGAGUUACGACGAAAUCAUUCCAGUCGUUCGGUUCCUCAUGAGCGGUAUGCCCGGCAGUUGCCACCAGCAUCGUUGGAUUAUAGGUCAACGAAUAAAGUUUCCGCCGUCAGGAACCAAGCAAACUGCGGCAGCUGUUGGGCUUUCGCUAGUCUCGCUGCUGUUGAAAGUCAAGUCUUAAUUGCUGCCCGUUCAUCUGUCUUAUUGAGCGAACAGCAGCUGGUGGACUGUGAUAUCUGGGACAGUGGUUGCGGAGGCGGUUGGCCGACAAAUACAUUCCAGUGGUUGCAAUAUUACGGCGGCAGUAAAACAGAUGCUGCGUAUCCGUAUACAUCUGGUUGCUGCAAUUCGGCUGGAACAUGUAGUGGGGCUAAUGCUCCAGUAGUCCAAAAAGUCUCUGGGUUCCAGGAGUUGAGCAUGCCCGCCCCUGAUGCAACUAUUAAAUCCUACCUAGCGGCCCAUGGACCGUUGGCAAUUGCGGUGUCCGGUGAACCCUGGGAUCCAUUAUAUGCGGGCGGAUAUAUGUCCUGCCCGGCCGGCCAGGCAAUGGAUCACGCUGUUUUGCUUGUUGGAUAUGGAGUCAACACAGCAGGGAAGAACUACUGGAUUGUUAAAAACUCCUGGGGUACUGGAUGGGGAGAUAAAGGAUUUGCUUACAUUUUGUCUGGUCAGGCUAACAACGUUGAUUGCGGAAUUAGUCAGUACCUUGCCACUUAUCCCAUCAUCGUUUAAAAUGACGCAAACAAUGGAAAACAAAAUUACUAAACUAUUUGUGCUUUGACCUCUCAAAUUACAUAAUUACUUUUAUUUGAAAUAAAGUAUAAUUAAUGCAACAUAGUCAA